Molecule: messenger RNA, 1446 nt
Organism: Naegleria fowleri
Lineage: Eukaryota; Heterolobosea; Eutetramitea; Acrasida; Naegleriidae
Exons: 1
Coding region: 1-1446 (481 amino acids)
Source: RefSeq, a predicted model, not a curated record
AUGAACUUAAUACAACCUCUCAAGAUUACUCAAACAGUAGAUAGUAUGGAAAAAGCAAACACUGAUCCUAACCUUUCUCAACAGUGGAACGAUCAAUGGAACGCUUCUCAAAAUUGUAUACAAUAUUCUGGGCUUAAGUAUGUCGAACCAUUCAUUUUGGCAGACCAGACUUGUGAGACAUAUUUGUCCCAAUUUGCACUUUGGAACUAUUUCAAGCCUCAACAGCAAUCACAGCCUCAACAAUUCCCAACACAACCAAUUUACUCUCAACAAUAUAAUAUUGAACAAUGGAAAAAUUGUUAUACAACUGAUACCGCUUUACAAUCCAAUACAUGUGACUCAUUCAACCGUUCUCAAGCACAAUCUGAUAAUGAUCAACAAGUAGAAUUGAAAUAUUGGGAAUGUGCUUGUUGUAAACACCAAAAAGUCCAAGCAUGUCCUCACAAAUACCCUGGUAUUCAAUUAAAUCAAGACAAUUACAACCGUGGAGCGAAAGAUCGAGCAAAAGAAAUAGUGUCUAUAUUUGAGAAAAUGUUAGGUACUUUAGGACAUGAUGUACAUGCAUGGCUUGAAUGUUAUCUUCAAACUGAUGAAGGUAUUAAAACAGUAAUCCAAGAAUUAGAGCAAAAUAUUAAAUACAGCCAUCGUUAUCAAAAACCGAAAGAAUAUCUAAUUGAAAAGAAAGAUGUAACUAUUGUACAAUAUUGGCGAGAUAAUAACUUGAUUUCUGAUGUUACAUAUCAUAACUUACGAAAAGAAGUCAAUUUAAUGACAUUACUCCCGACAAGGAAAGAGAUGACAACAUCGAAACAAUCACUAAAUGAACAAGUUGAGAAAACUUUCAAAUUACGAUAUCCAAGUUCAAACUACAUUGGAUAUAUUAUAGACUUAGAUCAAGCCAUAUUUUAUAUUCUGAAGCUAUGUAUGUCAUUAGGGAAAAAAUUACCCAAGAAAAUAUUUUUUAAAAUUGGGGUAGAUGGUAGAGAAAUUAAUGGAGUUAAACAAGUUGCAGUUGCAUUGGUUCCACUCAAUUUAAGAGAUGUGUUUCCAUCGCAGGCUGUUUAUUCUGUGUUUUAUAUUGGGUUAUUUCAGAUGAAGGAAACAAAAGAAAGUAUCAAAGAAACAAUUGGAACGCUUCACGAUGAGAUUGAGCGUGUUUUGCAAAAACAAUAUUUUGGGAAGCAUCAAGUUUGCCUUUUUUAUGUUUCAGACAUGCAUAAUGUAGGCAUGACAUUCUCAUUUGAUUUAUGUCCCUAUUGUAUGGCUCAAACUAUUGUAGAUUUUGCAUCAACUCCACGCGACUCUCUUGACGGCCAGUUACCUUUUUCUCCGUCACAAACAAUACUAUGUGCUCUUCAUAUCAAACAGAGGCUAGUAGAAAAUGUUAUUGGUUAUAUGGCAUCAACAACUUACAAAUAUGAGAUUCAAGAUUCUUGUGAGGAGUGA